Molecule: messenger RNA, 1326 nt
Organism: Phytophthora infestans T30-4
Lineage: Eukaryota; Oomycota; Peronosporomycetes; Peronosporales; Peronosporaceae
Product: protein kinase
Exons: 4
Coding region: 1-1326 (441 amino acids)
Biological process (GO): protein phosphorylation
Molecular function (GO): ATP binding; protein kinase activity
Source: RefSeq, a predicted model, not a curated record
AUGUUCGCGUCCAUGUUGCAGUGGGCUCUAGAGGUUGGGCUGCUGGUCCAGACACAAACGUCGAAGCCCCGCGGCAUCUUUCGAAGCCAAAGCAGCUCAUCCAAGAAAAAGCUGAAGAAAGACCGGAAAAACGGCUCCCGGUCGGACCGACGCCUCUUGCAGACUGAGCACACAGACACAUGCCAAGUGUCGCCGGAUAUGGCAGGCGCGCUCUUCCAUCAAGUCGUGGAGAGCUGUCGAGAGUACAUGGCUACAUUGCUACAAGACGCACAAGUUCGUCUUCCACCUAGCCAGUAUGAGACGAAUGUACUUGGACUUGAGGAGGCCGAACUGAGCGCCAGGGCCGCCAAGAACGCGCUGCCGUUUGCACGAAACAUGUUGCCACACGAGCCCAUGGAGGCCUUGACGCUGCUUAAGUUCGAAAUUGACUUUUUCAAGCCUGGCAAUACCGUCAACCAUGUGGCCAGUAUGAAGAAGGUUUUCUUCUCCGUUGUACGCUCGUCGAACGGACGUGUAGCCAAGAUCCCGGACUGGAAGCCCGAAGACGGCAAGAAACCCGAGAGAGACGAAGGAGAGCGACCGCCAAAGACUUUCCGAGUCGUGGUCAAGCGCCUGACUAUCCACGCGGACGCUAUUGAGGCUUUCCGACAAGAAGUGGAGAGCUGGGUCGCCAUGGACCAUCCGAAUUAUCUGAGUCGCCAGCGACAAGUGCAGGCGGACAAGAGACGUAGAAGAGACAGUGAUCAACUAGAGCAGCCGUGGCCCUACCGCAACCAACGCCACGCACUGUGGAGUUUGUUCCUCCAAGCUGCGAGUGGCUUGAAGUAUCUGCACGAAGACAAGAAGCUGGUGCAUGGCAACUUGAAGAGCGCCAACAUCCUCGUUGCUGCCGAUGGCCAAGUGAAGCUGACGGACUUUGGCCUGGGCAUUCUGGCGCUGCAGAACCAAGCGAUACAGAGCGAAAGAUUCCACGAACUUGGCUGGAGAGCGCCAAACUGCUGGAAGGACAAGAAGCUACUGCGUCGCCCUGGUUUCCAAGACGAUAUCUAUUCCCUUGGCCUGUGUGUGCUGGAUGUGCUGGUGGCGUCGCGGUCGUCGAUUGCAAAGGGAGAGAUAAAGUGUGUGGGCGAUGAAGAGUUUGACCCGUUGGACAAGAGCGUGUCGGAGCUCAUUCAUGACGAGAGGCACAGGAAACUCGUCGAGGACAUGUGUCAGCCCAAGCCGGGGGAUCGACUGCAGCUGACGGACGUCAUCAAGCGCAUGGAAGAAAUGCGGGAGGCAGCUGCGAGAGAGCCGAUGGACUCGAGCGAUUGCUGCAUGCUUUGA